UGCUCCACAUAAACCUCACUUACAUUUCCUUUCUCAUUUUAUACAUGCCGCUCUAAAAGCUCUCACUAAUAUCUCGCCGGAAACAAUGGCGGAAUCCGACCAAACCUCCGGCAACUCAUCAAACUUCUCCGUCACUAAGAAAACUCCAAUCCUCGGUCUCAGACUCUACACUCUAAUCCUCCUCACAAUCGCAGCUCUGAUCAUCGUCUUCGCCGUCAUCUUUUGUUAUCUCCGGUCAUCGAGACGCCGGAGAGCGCAAUUGCGGUACAGCUCCGGCCUGCUACCGUUAGUCAACAAGGAGAUCACCGAGAGCAAGCAAGAAGAUCAUGUAAAAGACGUCGAAGUUGUCAAUUUCGAGAAGACGAGUGCGCCGAAUUUGAGUGGAGAGAAGAAAGGAAGCUUCGCGAGCAACGAGUCGAGUUCGAGUCGAGCUGAGUCAGUGUCGGUGGCGGCGGCGGAGGGCGUGAAUAUAGGGUGGGGGAGGUGGUAUAGCUUGAAGGAGCUCGAAACGGCGACGUUUGGCUUUAGUGUGGAGAAUGUCAUCGGCGAAGGCGGGUAUGGAGUUGUGUACAAAGGAGUGUUUAGUGAUGGCUCAGUUGUUGCUGUCAAGAAUCUGAUGAAUAACAAGGGUCAGGCAGAAAGGGAGUUCAAGGUGGAAGUGGAAGCUAUUGGGAAAGUAAGGCAUAAGAACCUUGUAGGUUUGAUUGGUUACUGUGCUGAAGGUUCGCAGAGGUUACUUGUGUAUGAGUAUGUUGACAAUGGCAAUUUAGAGCAGUGGUUACAUGGUGACGUAGGGCCUGUUAGCCCUUUGAGCUGGGAAAUCAGGAUGAAGAUUGCUAUAGGGACGGCAAAAGGUCUGGCCUAUUUGCACGAAGGGCUUGAACCCAAAGUUGUGCAUCGUGAUGUUAAAUCCAGCAACAUACUUCUGGAUCGUAAGUGGAACCCGAAAGUAUCGGAUUUUGGACUUGCCAAAUUGUUAGGAUCUGAAAUAAGCCAUGUGACUACACGAGUGAUGGGUACAUUCGGAUAUGUUUCACCAGAUUAUGCAAGUACAGGGAUGCUAAACGAAGGGAGUGAUGUAUAUAGUUUUGGUGUUCUGCUCAUGGAAAUAAUUACUGGAAGAAAUCCAAUUGAUUAUUCUAGAGCCCCCGGGGAGAUGAACUUGGUUGAUUGGUUUAAAGUGAUGGUUGCAAGUCGUCGUGGAGAAGAGUUGGUAGAUAGUCUCAUUGAAGUACAUCCACCACCUAGAGCAUUAAAGCGCGCAUUGCUUGUGUGCCUUCGUUGUAUAGACUUGGAUCCCCUGAAGCGGCCAAAGAUGGGGCAGGUUGUUCACAUGCUUGAGGCAGAAGACUAUCCUUUUCGUAGUGAACCCCGUUCAGCUCGCGAGACAGCCCCAAUCCGCCCCCCUGAAGCUGAUGCCAAGAAAGGUCCAUAAGUCUCCUGGGACGCUGUGCUGGCGACGAUAAUUAGAUAUAGAAGUGGAAAUUCAGAUGUUGUGUGUAAAAAGGUAAAGUGUGACCAAGUUUUGUAGAGUGUAUAUGUAAAUUUAAUCUAUAUAGAAGGUUGGUAUGGACAAUACCAUAUUGUUAUCAAAGAAUCAAAUACUUCUCUACCUUUUCCCUUCUGAUUUGAUGCAGCACUCAGUUUCGGAAAAGCCUUUUUUUGUAUAUACAUGUAUUAUUACCA
Molecule: messenger RNA, 1686 nt
Organism: Daucus carota subsp. sativus
Lineage: Eukaryota; Viridiplantae; Streptophyta; Magnoliopsida; Apiales; Apiaceae
Product: probable receptor-like serine/threonine-protein kinase At4g34500
Exons: 7
Coding region: 86-1435 (449 amino acids)
Biological process (GO): protein phosphorylation
Molecular function (GO): ATP binding; protein kinase activity
Source: RefSeq, a predicted model, not a curated record